Molecule: messenger RNA, 1128 nt
Organism: Mustela lutreola (European mink)
Lineage: Eukaryota; Metazoa; Chordata; Mammalia; Carnivora; Mustelidae
Gene: RNF228
Product: forkhead box protein D1
Exons: 1
Coding region: 8-1039 (343 amino acids)
Biological process (GO): protein ubiquitination
Molecular function (GO): ubiquitin protein ligase activity
Source: RefSeq, a predicted model, not a curated record
UCAUGCCAUGGCAGCGCCGGCGAGCGACAGCGGCGGCGGCGAUCGAAGCCCAAGCAGCAGCCCCGGGAGCUCGGCAGGAGCCGGGGUCGCCGCGGUGGGAGACCGGGACAGCGGGGACGCGGGAGCUCGGAGCGCCGCGGUGACGGUCCCCAGCCUCCCUCCGCUCGAGGACUACGAGUGCAAAAUCUGCUACAACUACUUCGACGCGGACCGGCGCGCGCCCAAGCUGCUGGCGUGCCUGCACACCUUCUGCCAGGAGUGCCUGAGCCAGCUGCAGCUCCGCGCUGCCGCCGCCGCCGCCGCCUCUGCCAGCGCCGCGCCUGAGCGCCCGCUGCGCCCGCCGCCCUGGCACGGCCCGCCUGGCGCCAUCGCGUGCCCCGUGUGCCGCCACCGCACGCCUCUGCCCGACAGCCGCGUGCACGGCCUGCCCAACAACACUAAGCUCGCCGAGGCCUUCCCGCUGGCGCUGCGCGCGGCGCACGACCCGCUGCCCCAAGACCGCCUCCCGCCGCUGCCGGCGCGCCGCGUCGCACCCGCCGCCGCCCCGACCCCGGCCCAGCCGCCGCCGCCCGCCGAGGACGCCGCCCCCGGACCCCGCGCCCGCGCGGGCCUGCGCGCCCCGGGCGCCUACGAGAGCUGCCAGAACUGCAAGCGCGCCGCGCUCACCGCCGGCUGCGUGUGCGUCGUCUUCUCCUUCCUCUCCAUGGUGGUGCUGCUCUUUACCGGCCUCAUCUUCGUCAACCACUACGGCGGCGGCGGCGGCGGCGGCGGCGGCGGCGGCGGCGGGGGGGUACCUCCCGGCGGCGGGGCGCCCCCUGGCGCUGCCCCGGCAACCGGGUCGCCCUCGCCUUCGCCCGUGGGGCCCAUCUGCCUGUCGGUGGCCAGCAUCCUGGCGCUCUUCUCGGUCGUCGUCACUUGGGUCAUCUGCUGGCUCAAGUACCGGCCCGAGGGCGCGGCCGCGGGCUCGGCUGGGGGCGGCGGAGGUGGCCCGAGGGCUCGGGCUGCGGCGGGAGGCGGCACGCGGAGGAGCGACACGUAGUCUGGCCGCAAGCCGGGGCUCCGCCGGCACCUCCAGCCCCGCGCCGCCAGAGAGGAGGGGGUCUCCGGCUCCGCGCGCUCGAGCUUUGC